AUGGUACUUGGUCAUGGCAGUACACUGAGGGAGUUGGCAGCUCCUGAUGGUUCACAUCAACCUCUUUGCAUUGAGUAUCUUGAGUUAGAAGUUGAUUUUGAAUUAAGAUCAGCUAAAGACUGGCUAUUCUAUUUACCUUCAGGGACUAUUACUUGUUGGAGUGAUAUGAGGAGAGUAUUUCUGGAUAAAUUUUUUCCUGCAUCUAGAACAGCAUCGAUUAGGAAAAGCAUUUGUGGAAUUCAGCAAGCUACUGGGGAAACACUUCAUGAAUAUUGGGAAAGAUUUAAAAGGAGCAUGAUAGAUGCUGCUAGUGGGGGAGCUUUGGUGAAUAAGACACCUAAUGAUGCUAGGGAGUUGAUAGAAACUAUGGCAGCAAAUUACCAACAAUUUGGUACAAGACCUAUGGUAGCAAGGGGUGUUCAUGAAGCCCAGAUUUUACAACCAGGACAGAGUAGAAUUGAGAGUAGAUUAGAGGAAAUGUUGAAUAGAAUUGAGUUGACAGCAGCUCAGAUGACAGGAAUCAGCAAUUUCAACAUCAAGUUGUGGAGCCUGUGCAGUUUGCAAUCAGAUGGAUGCAAUUCAACAGCUGAGCAAUUCGUAGCAGCAACUAGCGUCUUCCCUAAUCGUCCACAAUAUCAACAAAGUAAUCAACCAAUUAAGUACGAUCCUAUGUCACCUACUUAUAAUCUAGGAUGGAGAGAUCAUCCAAAUCUGAGGUAUGGAAAUAUUUCAGCUGCUCAGCAGCCUUUUCCACAACAAAUUCAUAAUAACAAUUUUUUAGGAAAUCAGAGACCACCAGGGUUUUACAAUAGCACAGUUCCGAACAGAAUACAACCAUUUCAGCAGUUUCAGCAACCUGUUCCAUCAUUUCAGCAGCCAAGAAAGUCUUUUCCCUCAACUCAAACUGAUUUUUCAGUACAAGACAUGAAAGAGAUUAUGCAGCAAAUGAUGCUUCAUCAACAACAGCUUUCAUUGCAGUGUACUCAUUCAAUUCAGCAACAACAGAGGACUGAUGCAGUAUUACAGAACAUUGAAAGACAAGUGAGUCAAUUGGUGUCUGCACAGGGACAAACUCAGUUACAGACCUCAAGCCAGCUGCCUUCCCAAACUAUUCCAAAUCCAAGAGGAAAUGAAGAUUCAGCUGAGCGUUCAAGAGAUUUGGAUUCAGAUUUGCAGAUUAAAUUUGGUUCUGUUCCUAAAUCCAUUGCAGUGCAGAUUCCAGUGGUGGAACAGAAGCAGACAGAGAUUCAGUUACCAUUUCCUCAAAGGUUGGUAAAACCUGGGAAGGGUAAGGUUAUUGAAAAGUCUAGAGAAUUUCAAGAGAUGAUGGAAAUUUUUAGUAGAGUAGAAGUAAAUAUCCCUCUACUGAAAGCAAUCAAACACAUUCCAAAGUAUGCAAAAUUUCUGAAGGAUCUAUGUGUUAAUAAGAAGAAGCUUAAGGGUGAUGAGCUGGUUAGUGCAGGGGAAAGUGUUUCUGCAUUAUUUCAGGCUAUGCCGCAAAAAUGCAGGGAUCCGGGAGUUUUUACUAUUCCGUGUAAAAUUGGAGAAAACUGUUUUGAAGAUGCUAUGGUGGAUCUUGGGGCAUCCAUUAAUGUAAUGCCGAAAUCAGUGUUUCAGGCUCAUGGAAUUGGUCCUCUUCAGCCAACAGGGGUUGUGAUCCAAUUGGCAAAUCGAAGUUUUGCUCAUCCAGUAGGAGUGAUUGAAGAUGUGUUGGUUAAGGUUAAGGAAUUGAUUUUCCCUGCAGAUUUCUAUGUUUUGGAUAUGGAGGGUGAUACUUUAUCAAGUCAUGUGCCAAUUAUUUUAGGAAGACCAUUUUUGAAGACAGCAAAGACUAAAAUUGAUGUUCAUGCUGGAACUCUGUCAAUGGAAUUUGGUGAAACUAUAGUUCAGUAUAACAUUUUGGAUGCUAUGAAAUAUCCAGUAGAGGAUCACUCUUUGUUGAGUAUAGAGUUAUUUGAUGAACUGGAAGAUAGGUUAGAUGGUUACUUACUGGAAUGUGCUGCUCUUUUUAAUAACUUUGGGGAUGAUCUGAGUACAGAAUGCAGUGACAAUUUGGAUCAGUAUGUUUUUGCUUCAGAGACAAAGGACUGUGAGGGAGUCUGUGUAGUUGAGGUUGAAUCUGGAAAGGCACUUCCUUCUGUUUUGCAGCCACCAAAGUUGGAGUUGAAAGUUCUUCCGAGCCAUUUGAAAUAUGCUUAUUUAAGGAAAGAUGAACAACUACUAGUCAUUAUUUCUAAAGAUCUUGAUGCUGUACAGGAGGAGAGAUUGUUGAAUGUUUUGAGGCAUAAUCAAAAGGCGAUUGGGUGGACUCUCGCAGAUUUAACAGGGAUUAGUUCUUCUAUUUGUACACAUAGGAUUUUGUUGGAAGAAGAUGCUAAACCUGUGCGACAACCACAAAGGAGACUUAACCCAAUUAUUCUUGAUGUAGUUAAAAAAGAAGUUGUUAAGUUGCUGCAAGCUGGGAUUAUCUAUCCUAUUUCGGACAGCAAGUGGGUAAGUCCGGUGCAAGUGGUGCCUAAGAAAUCGGGAAUUACUGUGGUGGCAAAUGAGGGCAAUGAAUUGAUUCCUACAAGGGUACAAAAUAGUUGGAGAGUGUGCAUUGAUUAUAGGAGACUUAAUCAAUCAACAAGGAAGGAUCAUUUUCCAUUACCCUUUAUUGAUCAAAUGUUGGAGAGGUUGGUGGGGAAGACACAUUAUUGUUUUUUGGAUAGAUAUUCAGGAUAUUUUCAGAUUUGCAUAGCACCUGAGGAUCAAGAGAAGACCACUUUUACAUGUCCUUUUGGGACUUUCGCUUAUAGAAGGAUGUCGUUUGGACUGUGUAAUGCCCCAGGUACAUUUCAAAGGUGCAUGGUAAGUAUCUUUGCGGAUCUUCUUGAGCAUUGCAUGGAAGUGUUUAUGGACGAUUUUACUGUUUACGGUUUUUCAUUUGAUGCAUGUUUGGAUAGUUUGUCUUGUGUUUUGCAUAGAUGUGUAGAAAAGAAUUUGGUUUUGAAUUUUGAAAAGUGUCAUUUCAUGGUUCAGCAUGGUAUAGUUUUGGGUCAUAUUGUUUCUGAAAAAGGUAUUGAGGUGGAUCCAGCUAAGAUUAGUGUGAUUGUUGCUUUAUCAUAUCCCACAUGUGUGCGGGAGGUUCGUUCUUUUCUUGGGCAUGCAGGUUUUUAUAGAAGAUUUAUCAAAGAUUUUAGUAUUAUUGCUUUACCUUUGUCACGGUUGUUGCAGAAGGAUGUGGAGUUUGUGUUUGAUGAAAAAUGCAAGGAAGCUUUUGAUAGACUCAGGGAAGCUCUUAUUUCUUCUCCUAUUAUGUGUGCCCCUAAUUGGUUGUUACCUUUUGAACUUUUGUGUGACGCUUCUAAUUUUGCAGUUGGAGCGGUUCUAACUCAAAGGGUUAAUGGAGCGCCUCAUGUUAUUAGCUAUGCAUCAAAAACAUUGGAUUCUGCUUAAAGCAACUAUACAACAACUGAGAAAGAGCUUUUAGUUAUUGUUUUUGCUUUGGAUAAAUUUUGGUCUUAUCUUCUUUGUUCUCAUGUUAUUGUUUUUUCUGAUCAUGCAGCUCUCAAGUUUCUUCUCAAGAAAAAAGAUGCAAAGCCUCGAUUGAUUCGUUGGAUGCUCCUACUUCAAGAAUUUGACAUUGAAAUACGAGAUAGGAGUGGGAAAGAGAACUUGGUGGCGGACCAUUUGAGUAGGAUUGGUAGUGAUAUGGAUACUAUACCAAUUGUAGAUGUAUUUCCUGAUGAACAUCUUUUCCGGCUACAAGAAUAUUGAAGAGGAGGUUUUCAUUCAGAUUCAAGCUGUGGAGUUUCUGGACCGUGGGAUUCGAGUUUUGGAGAAUCUGGGUCGUAUAAGAGAUCUAAGUUCCGGAAACACUAUAAAUUAGAGAGGGAAGCUAUAGAAAGGGGGAUCAGUGAUUUUUCUCUGGAAAAGGAAGAAACGGGAGAACGGAGUGGAGGGUGGAGUUCAUCUUCAACACUCUCCUGCAGUCGCCACUGAUCCGGAAGAGAAAAUGCAGAUCCACUGA
Molecule: messenger RNA, 4012 nt
Organism: Zingiber officinale
Lineage: Eukaryota; Viridiplantae; Streptophyta; Magnoliopsida; Zingiberales; Zingiberaceae
Exons: 6
Coding region: 1-3438 (1145 amino acids)
Source: RefSeq, a predicted model, not a curated record